Molecule: messenger RNA, 3243 nt
Organism: Aspergillus calidoustus
Lineage: Eukaryota; Fungi; Ascomycota; Eurotiomycetes; Eurotiales; Aspergillaceae
Source: the annotation of a GenBank genome assembly
AUGCCGGCAAGCGUGCCGGCGGCCGCCGAGGAGUCCAAACUGAAGCCGCGCGCGGAAAACAUUGACAGUGAUCAGGAUGCAGAGGGAGAGGAAACCGACUUGUAUCAAAUGGACCAGCAGCUGCAGGACGCUGUGCAUCGCGCAUACACAGGCGAAGUCGCAGGCGAGACGGGGUCUACAGAGUUCGACGAGGACUUGGAUGCAGAGGGAGAGGAAGAUCCCGACGUCAUUCCGAAUGGCGUGGUCGAUGAAGCAGAACCUGUUGGUGCUGUGAAAAUACCGGAAGGAGCUUCAUCGCCAAAUAACGAGGACGACGCGGAGGCGGAAGAUGACCCGGAGUUCAAUGAGAACAGUGAUAGUGAGCGGGAAGCGGAGAGUUCUUCGUCCAGCAGUCGCGACUCAGAUGAGGAGUGGGAAGCGGAAAGCAAUGGGGGUGCGGAGGUCGAAGGCGAUCACAACACUGUCCGAGGGAACUGCAUAUUCUGCAACCAAGACGAAGAUCAUGACCCGAGCGAGGAGUACGAAGAGUAUUUGAGCUGCGCUGUUUGCGGCGAUCACUCUCAUCGGCAAUGUGCCCGCGAAAACAAUGCGCUUAGCGAAGCGGAAGAUGUUGCUCCUUGGAGAUGUCCAACCUGUCAUCAAGAGAAUUUAGAGCCUGGCUCCAAAGAAGACACUUCGCCGCGAAGGAAAAGUGGCCCGAAGAAUAUGCGCAAGGAGCUUUUGCCAGCUCAUAGCGGUACAGACGGCUCUAACUUCCACUCUAUCUUUAAUACCGUGACCGUUGAUGAUGAUCUACUGAACAGCUCACGAUCACUCAGGAAGCGAAAGACACUAUCUGCAGAUGUAGAGGAAAACACCCCUGUUCUUCGCAAACGACAAAGACAAACUCAAACUCCACAGCAACUCGAACAGUCUGAUUCCCAAGAUCAGGCCAAAGAAGAUGCAGAUUCUCUUUCUCCUGUGCGCACCCGUUCUCGGCGCACUACUACUACUCGGAAAGAAGAGCAAGAUAACUGCCGCAUUGUUUCCAAGCAGUUUGGGAAGCUGAUUGUGGCCUUCCGACUACACGAGUCCAAGCUCGCCAAGAUCUUAAAUUCGCGCAGUCGGUCCUCAAUCAGGAAUCGCAAGAUUCCAAAACCACCUUCGGCAGUACAAGAACCGCAGACACAUUUCGCGCCAAUAACGCCUGCGUCAUAUUUCCCUUCUCUCUAUUCCUUCAGCGAUCGUGAGCUGGAAGAGUCAUCAAAAUCAAAACCUUACGGAGGUAUCCUAUCGGAAUCAGACGCCGAUACAUCUAAGACUUUACCGACACAUCUGGACCGCGAACGCUUCGAGAUCGCACGACAGAAAGCCGAAGAAGUAUGGCAACAGCGCUUACUAGAGGCCGAGAGUGGGGUUGAUACAGUGCACCACGCUUCACAGAAAGUUUCUGGGCCUCCGUCCCGAAUCAAGUAUAUUAAUUUUGGCGGUUUCGAGAUUGAGACUUGGUAUGCAGCUCCAUAUCCCGAGGAGUACAGCCGAAAUCGAGUCCUUUACAUUUGCGAAUUUUGCCUCAAGUAUAUGAAUUCCGAUUACGUUGCAUGGCGACACAAACUCAAAUGUCCCGCCAAACAUCCACCCGGCGACGAGAUCUACCGCCACGGCUCCAUCUCAAUAUUCGAAGUUGACGGACGGAAGAAUCCGGUUUACUGCCAAAAUCUAUGCCUGCUCGCCAAACUCUUUUUGGGGUCUAAGACGCUAUAUUACGACGUCGAGCCCUUCCUAUUCUAUGUCAUGACUGAGUUCGACGAUCUUGGUUGCCACUUUGUGGGUUAUUUCAGUAAAGAGAAACGACCCAGUUCUGCAAAUAACGUUUCUUGCAUUCUUACUUUACCAAUCCACCAACGGAAGGGUUAUGGUAACCUUCUUAUCGACUUCUCCUACCUACUCACACGCAUUGAGGGGAAGACAGGUUCUCCGGAGAAGCCUCUGUCAGAUAUGGGCCUGGUGUCCUAUCGGAAUUAUUGGCGGCUCAUCUUGUCAUAUCAUCUUCGGCACCAGAAAACCCCAAUCAGCAUCGCAGAUCUCUCAGAGCGAACAGGCAUGACGGCAGACGAUGUCGUCUCCGGCCUAGAAGCUUUGCGCGCUCUAGUCAGAGAUCCUGUGACGAGGACGUACGCUCUGCGUCUUGACUAUACUUACUUCGAAGAAUGCAUUCGCAGCUGGGAAAGCAAGGGCUACGUUACACUUAAUCCGGACGCAUUGGUCUGGACGCCCUACAUCAUGGGCCGAAAUAACCAGUCGCAGUUUGACCGCGCUCCAAUACAUACUGUUGCACCUCGCGAAGGGCUAGAGGAUGAAGAAGGUGACGAAGGGAAGGAGGUAGCCGAAGAGCCUCUAAAGGAGCCAACGACCUCAAAGCAGAUCGGUAACCCGCUGGCCAAUGGAAAGGGUAUCGCUGCAACUGGCGGGGUACCGCUUGAGCCUGCAGGGCCUCCUUCAACGGAGCUCUUAUCCAAGGCAAAUGGCGUGCGCCAUCAUGGCAUGGUAGAUACGUCGGAUGCAACACCAGCCAAAGUUAGCGCGCAAGCGGAGGCGGACCGUGUCAGUACAAUUCCCGCCUGGCGGUUCGAAGUCUACCCCCCAGUCCAAGCCCCAGUCUCCAAAAAGCGUGCUGGUCGCCCUUUUGGGAGCAAAUCCUAUCAGAGUAAAGCCAUCACUCCUACUACCGCACGCACUAGCGGUCGCAAUACUCCUCGGAAGGCAACCUCUUUAUCGGCCGCUACGCCCACCGCGAACGAAACCAGCGUAAGACGGGGUCGAAGUGCGAAACUAUUCGAUUCCCCUUCGGUAGACUCGACUAGCGUCGCAACCAACGGAUUGGAAGCUGAUCAACUCGACCUUUCAGAAGAAGCAGGAGCAAACAGUGGAAGAGACACCGCUGCCCUCACUAACGGGCCGAUAGAGCCCGACUUUCGAGACGCGGUCGAGACUCCAGCCGAGGAUGACGAGGCGCCCUUGACGAAUGGUGCCAUUGCACCUGAAGCUGCGACAGAGCAGCAAGGCCCAACUACUCCUUCAAAGGGGAAGGCUCCCGAGGGCAACGCCAAACUAACCCGCUCCGUGAGUCGAAAAUCUGUGGUCGAGAAGAUUGAAAUGCUCAUACCUGCGGAAGACGAAGGCGUUGAAAUGAGCGAGGGCCACGGCGACAUGGAAGGAAGUGAGGCCGAUGCGGAGGGAGAUAUUGUUAUGGAGGAGACAUAA